Messenger RNA from Acromyrmex echinatior (Panamanian leafcutter ant), 1009 nucleotides. RefSeq lists its product as uncharacterized. Lineage: Eukaryota; Metazoa; Arthropoda; Insecta; Hymenoptera; Formicidae. The record is from RefSeq and is a predicted model, not a curated record.
UAAUAAUGUAAGAAAACGCAUCCUUUUUCCGCGCUGUUAUCUUCCGUCCGGAAGAGGAAAGUUCUUUCAGAGACAUCAGGAAAAAGAUGAUUGCCUGGCUGACGGUGGUGAGGAAAAACGUCCGAUGAAAGUAGCGAAAUGACAUUAUGCGUCGGAGAAUUGAGGAUACUAUGGUUGUUGCUGAUCUUGACAUUCCUUCUUGAUAGCACGUCAGCGAUAAGAAAGAUCAGCAAAGCUCCAGCUGGAUUCCGAUACUCCAAGGAUUUAAUCGCGGAGGCUACGGAUCAUAAAGGCGGCGACAGACAUCAUGAGGAGGGUGCCGGCUCGAAGCACGACGAGGAUCAUCACAAUGUGCACGGUCAUAAGGAUGAUAAGGGUUACAAAGCUUUCCACGAAUUUGAGAAAAGCGAUAAGGGACACCACGACAAGGAGAAACACAAGCAAGAAUAUGACGAGGAAGACGGCGAGGAGAAAAAGAAUCACGAAGAAGCUGGCCAUUAUGGUGAGGAACAUCAUGGCGAAGAAGGUGAAAAGGAAGCAAAAUUUGGCGAAGAAGGCAAGCACCAAAAAGGACAUAGUACAAAAGGAGAACACAGCGUCUUCAAAAAGGAUGAAUAUGAGAAAAAGCACGAUUUUUAUGAUGAAUAUCACGAGGAUGGAGGAAGCGAAAAACACGGUGGUUGGCAUGAAGAACACGAGGGCAAGAAAGGUGGACAUGAAAAGAAGGGUCAUCUGCAAUCGGGACAUCACGAGGGUCAUCAUGGUGGACAUAAAAAACAUGAGGGAGGUCAUCAUCAUCACGAGAAGAAAGGUCAUAAAUCGGCAGAGGGACACGAUAGUCAUCAUCAACAUGAUGAGAAACACGGCCAUAAAGACGGACAUGCAUCAGGACAUAAAUGGUCGAAAUCAAAUCAUCAUUGAUGAGACGCGACAAAUUUUAUAUUUACAUAAUUGUCAAAUGCGUUUUAUUUACAUCCGAUUUGUUGAGAAUUUUACGGAUAGAUUGAGG